Messenger RNA from Penicillium psychrosexuale, 267 nucleotides. RefSeq lists its product as uncharacterized. NCBI's taxonomy places the organism in Eukaryota, Fungi, Ascomycota, Eurotiomycetes, Eurotiales, Aspergillaceae. The record is from RefSeq and is a predicted model, not a curated record. The coding region runs from base 1 to 267 and encodes 88 amino acids. The transcript has a single exon.
AUGUCAACAGCAUCUCGCAAUAGUCUACCCCGCACGGGUGUGGCCACACUCCUAGCAGGACUAAAGACGCCCGGCGAAAUACAGCUGCCCAACGGCGCAGUGAUACCUGUCGGCAUCGGCGAGCCAGUUUAUCGAGUGAUUUUCCGCUCGGAGAGUGCGCUGCGCACACCAAUGACAGAAAUGGGCGUUGGCCGAGCUUAUCUAUCUGGUGAUAUCGAGGUUGAGGGUGACUUGGGCGCCCUGUUCAACGCCCGCCAGAAUCUAUAG